Daucus carota subsp. sativus is the source of this 2052-nucleotide messenger RNA. Its product is annotated as putative serine/threonine-protein kinase. Bases 688 to 1827 code for a protein of 379 amino acids. Gene Ontology annotation, biological process: protein phosphorylation. The transcript is spliced from 8 exons. The record is from RefSeq and is a predicted model, not a curated record. Gene Ontology annotation, molecular function: ATP binding; protein kinase activity. NCBI's taxonomy places the organism in Eukaryota, Viridiplantae, Streptophyta, Magnoliopsida, Apiales, Apiaceae.
AAACAGACAGCCAGGAGAGAAAAACAGUGGUUCUCAUAUCAGUUUGUAGUAAAAAAACAGUGGGAGAGACAACUGGGAGAGAGAGAACUGGGAGAGAGAGAGACGGUGGUAUGAACAGAAGAGCAAAGAGAGAUAGAGCUAAACAAAACCUCUUCAAGUUGCAGUAGCAGACAACAACCCCCCUUCCCCAUUAUACUGCUUUACAGCCCACACCACCAGUUUUUAUAAACAUAUAUACACACAACUAAAUUCCUUCAUUCUCUCUCUACAAAUUUGCCCCCACCCUCCUUCAAUUCAAUCUCUUUUUCUACUUUUAUACAUCAGCAUCAUAAUCUCUCUCCAUCUCUCUCUCUACUUUAAAUGGGUUGCCCCUGAUUCAUCAUAAAAUUUCAAGCUUUUGCUACAAUCCAGUUCUUUUUUUCUCUGUUUCUUGAUAUUUAUUAUUCCAGAGACAGGUUUGGUAGUGUCAUAAAUCUUUCUCAAUUUUCUUGUCGGCGCUGCUCAGCAACUUUUUAUAUUUAUUUUUUUACCCUCUUUUUUUGCCAUUGUCUCUGUGCUCUCUGUCCAAUCCUCCCAUGAUUUUUUGCAGAGAAGCUGUCUUAAUUUCAUAACCACUUUAGUUUUCUGAGGGAGAAUUAAGAUCGCUGUACUAUCCAAUCAUCAAAGCUAAGGUGGCUUCUUUACCAAAUGUCAAAGCUUCUUGCACCUGUGCUAGGGGGUGCUGCAGGAGCCGUAGCGUUGGUGGUACUAGUUAUAGUAAUAUUAUGGUUUUGUCUAUGCCAUAAUAGGAAUGUUUCAAGAACUUCUGAUACAGGGUCUUCGGAUCAAUCAAUGCAACUUGGAAGAAACACAUUUGAGCUGACGUUGCGCGAGGCCAAACGUUUUAGCAUGGAAGAAUUGUUUUCGGCUACCAAAGAUUUUAAUGAUAGAAACUUGAUUGGCGAAGGAAAAUUUGGGGAAGUGUACAAGGGGCUGCUUCAUGAUGGGAUGCUUGUAGCUAUAAAAAAACGACCUGGUGCUCCCAGCCAGGAAUUCAUUGAAGAGGUAAGAUAUCUCACUUCUAUUCAGCAUAGGAACCUCGUGAACCUUUUGGGUUACUGCCAGGAAAAUGGUCAACAGAUUCUUGUCUAUGAGUACAUACCGAAUGGAAGUGUAUCUGUUCACUUAUAUGGAGCUGGACAUGUUUCAAAGGAGAAGCUUGAGUUCAAGCAUAGACUUGCAAUAGCUAUAGGAGCAGCUAAAGGUUUGGCUCAUAUCCAUUCUAUAAGCCCUCGUCUGGUACAUAAGGAUUUUAAAACAGCAAAUGUUCUUGUAGAUGAAAAUUUCAUUGCUAAAGUUGCUGAUGCCGGGGUCCGUAACUUUUUAGGAAGAGGUGAUAUUCCAAGCUCAUCCUCUCAAAAGGCAGCAGAUGAGAUGUUCCUAGCCCCAGAGGUGAGGGAGUUCAGACACUUUUCUGACAAGAGUGACGUAUACAGUUUUGGUGUGUUUCUGUUGGAGUUAAUGAGCGGUCAAGAAGCGAUGAAAUUGCUCUCUUCAGAUUCCAACCAAAACCUAGUUGAAUGGGUGCAAAAUUGUCAGGACUCGGGGAAUCUUCCUGCUAUCAUAGAUCAGAGACUAGGUAAUAGAUUCACUACAGAAGGCAUGGAAGAGUAUGUGCAGUUGAUAGUCCGUUGUGUGGAUCCUUCUAGUGAGAGACGUCCUGUCAUGAACUAUGUGGUAACGGAACUAGACCGGAUACUUGAGAAAGAAAUGAACUUGACGACAGUUAUGGGGGAAGGAACCCCAGUUGUCACUCUUGGAAGCCAGCUUUUUAGGGCUAUUAAGUGAAAUCGAAUGGGGGUAUAUGGGGGUUAUUUCUUUGAAUUGUGAAGUUUGUUUGAUGAACACCAGUCACCAAACAUAUAGAGAUGCAGCUAUUCAAGUGUAUAAACAAUUUAGGAUGGCUGUAUCAUUUUUUUGAUUUUUUUUUUCCUUUUACAGUUUAAGAUAUAAAAAUCUUGUCAUAAACAGUUCUUUUUUGUUAAUAUCAGAGUGAAAGUUGAUAUCGUGUAA